Molecule: messenger RNA, 840 nt
Organism: Ctenocephalides felis (cat flea)
Lineage: Eukaryota; Metazoa; Arthropoda; Insecta; Siphonaptera; Pulicidae
Product: cilia- and flagella-associated protein 161-like
Exons: 8
Coding region: 1-840 (279 amino acids)
Biological process (GO): cilium assembly
Cellular component (GO): motile cilium
Source: RefSeq, a predicted model, not a curated record
AUGGAGAAAAAACCAGAAGUGUCAAAAUAUUCUGCAAACACAAGAAUUGGUUAUUGGAAUGAAACACUGUCUAUGGAAGAUGAACAAUUAAAAUUAUUUUUGCGAAAACGAGAGCGCAACGAAUUACUUGUGCAGAGGUCAAGAGCAUUGUUCUGCAAUAUAUUAAAACAGAUCGAAUUAACCUGCAACGAAAAAGGCUUAAAAUAUGGCGAUGUAGUUCAAAUAGUUGCUCCUGAUAUGCCGAAUAGCGUUUCUUGCAAGGAUGGUAAUGGCUUAGCGCUUUCGGGAUUAGUGAAUGAAAGAGAAGUUGAUUAUGUACUAAAGUUAGCAAACGGAUGCCAAUUAACAAUGUCUCCUUGCCUUGUUCCUUGCGUACGGAAUUCAUUUAUAAUAACCAGUCCCGACGAUACUGAAAAGGUGGGAGAACCACUACUUUAUGGUGAUGAUUUUGCUUUGCAAUGCUAUGAAUCUCACAAAGACAUUCCGUUGUUUGUUCAAUCUCCUUUGCUAACUGUUACCGGUACAAGAGGUCCAAAAGAACAUCAGCCUCUAUCACUAACCUGCACGAAAGAUAGAUAUUGCCGAUGGAAAGCCUUAGCAGGGGAUCAUCACAUCCGGUUUGAAACUGAAGGAAUGCCGGUACCGGCUAAUACGCGACUUGUUAUAAAUCAUUCGAGUUCGAACAAAAACUUAGCUGUUGAAUUCGGUGCUUGGUGGCUCACAUUUUUUGGACCAGAAUGUGGUGUUUCGGCGCAUAAUUACCGAGAUAUUUUUAAAAGAGAAUGUGCAGAAAACUGUUUCAUAAUUCAUACGUCUACCUCGGAGUCUCCUCAAGCCUGA